Plasmodium vivax (malaria parasite P. vivax) is the source of this 1383-nucleotide messenger RNA. RefSeq lists its product as hypothetical. The transcript is spliced from 3 exons. Lineage: Eukaryota; Apicomplexa; Aconoidasida; Haemosporida; Plasmodiidae. Gene Ontology annotation, cellular component: membrane. The coding region runs from base 1 to 1383 and encodes 460 amino acids. The record is from RefSeq and is a predicted model, not a curated record.
AUGGAUAAUAUAGAAAAUCAAAGCGGGAAAAAGUAUGAAUAUUUAAGCAACAAUUAUGACACCGUGUACAACGAAACGGAAGAAGAGAGAGAUGCUAUGAGCAAGAAUUAUCAUAGCGGUAUGAACUACAGCUAUGGUCAGAACUUGCUAAACAAAAGUAACGGCACGAGCAUGUACGUGAACGGCGGCAUGAGCGGCAACGUGAAUGGCAACAUGAACGGCAGCAUGAACGGCGGCAUGAACGGCGGCAUGAAUAAAGGCGCGCACAGCGCCAACAACGGCAUGAAUGGCAACUUCCACUACGCCAAGAACAGCAAAAAAUACAACUCCACCAUGGAGAAAGAAAAACUGAUAAGCAACAAGUCCAUGUACAGCAAAAACCAGAGCGGCUACAGCAGCGGCGGCUACAACGGCGGCGGCUACAACGGCGGCGGCUACAGCAGCGGCGGCUACAACGGCGGCGGCUACAACGGCGGCGGCUACAACAAGGGCAACUACGACAGUAACGAGGAAGACUGCUCCGAAACGCACUACCAUUUUGAAAAUAAAUACAAUUCGGAUAAGGAUCUAGAAAACAAUCGCAUCCUGAUAGAGUCUGACGAGUUAAUCUCGUCAAGAAGAAAUCACAUGCGAACCAAACUGCAAGUCCUAAUAAAGGUACUAAUAAUCGUGGCCAUCUUCUUUCUCCUAGUAUUUUUGAUUACCAAAUUUAAAAAAUUUUUAAACCUAAUUAAUGUAGUUAUAAAGUGGGUAGGAGAACAAGGUUCCUGGAGCAUCCUCCUGUUCAUUUUGUUAUUCACCUGUACGUCCCCCCUGUUCAUGUCAGUCGAAAUUAUGUGUGUUGGUGCGGGACUUAUAUUCUCAGGGGUUUACGGGAAAUUUUUGGGCAUAAUUGUCGCCGUUUUUUCUGUUGCCACGGGGUACGUCUUGGGAAUGUCACUAUGCUUCUUCAUUUCAAGAUAUUUAAUGCACGAUUUUAUUUAUAAGAAGCUAAUGGUCUAUCCGAUUUACUUAGCAUUUAAUCAAGCCAUAAAUUCGAAUGGGCUGUCUUUUGUCCUGUUGAUUCGUUUGUCUCCUAUUUUGCCGGCCUCCGUCGUUAGCUAUAUACUGGGCGUUACGUCCCUCAAGUACAAGGACUUUGCGCUGGGAUCCGUCUCUGCCUUGCCCAGUAUAAGCAUAUUUGUCUACAUUGGCGUUUUGCUUCAGGACAUUUCCAACAUAUCUGAAAUGGAGAACCACUGGGCCAACCUCAUCGUCCUCUUCAUUGGCUUCAUCCUGGGGGUCGUCGCCAUUGCGUACAUUUCCGUCGUGACCAAGCGCAGAUUGAAUAACCUGAACAUAAUGAACUCGUCCCUGUCGACCACCAACAUCGACAUCGAGUGA